AUGGAACCCGUAGCAGCCGUGUCACUCGUCUGUAACGUGUUCGAUCUGACCGAGCGAGCAAUUAAAUGCGCCAAAAUGGCAAGAGACAUUUACAAUUCGACUACAGGCCUGUCAAAGGAACAUGAACAGUUAUCCGAGCUCACUAACGAGUUAAACACUAUUCUCAGCGAGGUCCGAAGUAGCUAUGGAGAAUUACAAAAGAUUGAUGUUGGAGAUAUCAACAUCCAAGCCGUGGCCAGCGAGUGUCAAAACUUCUCCUCGGAUAUCAGUACCCUGCUAGAUCGAUGUCGUAUUAAAAAGCCUUCUUCGAUGAAAAGUGCAAUUGGCGCAACUAAGAGAUCAUAUCACAAUAAGGACAAUCUUCAAACCCUCCAAAUCAAUCUAGAAAAACGCCAACAAAUGCUCCAUCUAGCUCUUACAGCAUCUAUAAUCAAGGUUGAGAAAACCCUCAAUGAAGAACAUGUUACGAAUUAUACCUUAAAACAAGAACUCGGCGCCAUUCAACAGAAAUUUGACACAUUGGUCGAUAUACCUGGUCAACUGCAGCAAGCUUUAGACCUCUGCCGUGAGGCGCAAAAGGAGCGAGUGCUACAUAACGUCUUUCGGGUACUAAGCAACAAGAACAAUGGCAUGAAAUCGAAUCCUAGAUACGACGAAGUGCACGAUGCCUACGGAAAUACCUUCGAAUGGAUUCUUCUCGAGCCAGAAAAGGUCUUCAAAGUCGAACCAGACCUCACAUUGUCCUUUGUCGAUUGGCUACGCGACGGUCAUGGUAUUUUUCAUAUUCUUGGGAAACCCGGCUCCGGCAAAUCUACAUUGAUGAAGUUCAUUUGGAAUCAAAAAGUAAGAAAAGACAUGCUCCAGCAGUGGGCAGGAGAAUCGCGGCUCCUCUGCAUGAAAUAUUUCUUUUGGAAACCUGGAUCGGGCCAGAACGGGCUGCAAGACCUGAGGCGUUCUUUACUGAAGUCUGCCUUGGAACAGGCCCCCGAACUCCUGAGCUUACUUCUGCCUAGGAUCAGUGAGCACAACACAACACUUGAUGAAUAUCUCAACGAUGGCGAAAUCUCUCAAGCGUGUCAAACAUUAAUGAGUAAUCAGCAUGUCCUCGCGAAACAUAAGAUAUUCAUACUUAUCGACGGCCUCGAUGAAUUCGAUGAGGAAAGAAACCACGAGGAUUUCAAUGACCUGGUGCGGGUCCUCCAAGGCUGGACUUAUCAGUCAGAAGGGAAGGUCAAAGCCUGUGUUUCCAGUAGAGAGUACGAUGCUUUCAGAACAAUUACUCACAACCAGAAAUUCCAUUUACAGAACCUCACGAGAGAAGAUAUGGAGACUUUCGUCACUAAGCGCUUGGAAGAACAUUCCCAAUUCUCAAAAUUGGAAUGCGCUUGUGAGAAAAACACCCGCAAUUUAUGCGGUCGUGACAAGAAGCUACACACAUGCAAUCUUGACUGCCUGGUGGAACACAUUGUCGAUGCAGCUCACGGUGUCUUCCUUUGGAUUUCGCUUAUGGUAUCUGAAAUAAGAAGGAAUCUGGAGUGUAGCCUGAAUAAGUUGUGGAAACUUGUCGACACCGAACCCAAAAGACUAACGGGCUUUAUAGAGCAUAUGCUUGAUUCAAUAUCUCCUCCAUACCAACGCGAAGCAUAUAUUCUACUAGCUGUUGCCCAUAAAUACGCAACAAUGGGAUGUCCAAGUCACACCCUCUCUAAGCUUCAUCUGCCUACCAAGGGAGCAUGCUAUUUGUGGAAAAAGCUACUCCAAGAUAAAACCGAGCCAGGUUCUCAAGAGUCCGAGAUAAACGAGUCUGUCAACUGGGAUAUUUUUACAAGCGAAGAAGUCGACGCUCGUUUCAAUGGACUACUUGAACGGUUCCAUGUUGAUCUGCCCUCGGAACUAUUGUCAUUCCUCUUCUUUUCCCAUCGUUCAAUUAUAGAAGUCCUAGACGAUUGCAUCGACGCGAAACUACGCACACACGGCAUAACGCAGGUAGAACUGGGCAAGUGCAUUUGCCAAACCUUUCUUGGUGAUAUGAUUUUCGUUUACAAGGAGAUCGAGCGAACUGGAUUGACAAUAGACCAUUUUGAGACCAUUGUAUCCGGCCAGCCCUUCCGUGUUCUAACCAUACUCCGGGAUAUGGGCCUACACGCAGAGCCCUGGUUCGCGCAGCAACUCGACCAGAUCGAAGACUUCUAUCAAAGAAUUCAAUUUGGGAUCCCACAUCCUUCAGAGGCACAUUGGCAAAGUGCCACGCCUUCACUUCCAGGUUAUCGUUCUUUGGUAUGGGUUCCGAGCUAUCUGGGGUUGCAUGAGCUUUUGCCUUGGGUCUUGAAAAGACUAAGCGACGUACCUAAACGAGGACAUACUGCAUUGGAGACAGUUCUGUGGAGCUCACCCGAGUCCACGGAUUCUGUCAAUAAAUCUGGCCAGCUAAUAAUCUUAGCGGGGCUUCUUAAGCAUGGAUACGUCGGCGUUGAUAUAUUGAAGAGAGGCACCGGGCUACAGAUGACCAAGGAUAGAUGCCAUACCAGUGUGGCAUGGAUCAGCUGUGUUAUGCAGCUUGUGCGGAGACAAGGAAAUUCACAUACUAUAGACUGGGAGGCUCCUAAACUUUGGCUAGAAUCCAGAGCUAAUCCCCGAGUUUAUAUCCCUAAACACCCCGAUGAUGAGCUAUGUUAUGUAAAGAUCGACGGAGGAUGGUAUCUAGUGAAACAGAAGAAUACGCAAUCAAUCGACUUCCCGAUAACUGGGCGGAUUUCUCAACUGCCCGAAGGCCCCGGAUCAACACUUGGAGGCCUUAUCGACCGUUUAGAUCCCCCCAAUAAAGAACGGCUACUAGAACUCAUAGAUCGGAACACUGCCUGGAUGGAAGCCGACGAGGCAGCAGAAACCCUGGCAAAUUUUGAGGAACUUCCAUCAGUGGAUGUGCUCGACAUACCCGAAUACACACCUACACGCAAGACAGUAUGGACUAUCUGGAGUGCCUAUAUCCAAGAACUUCGCUACAUGCUCCCCGGGGUUAAGCCACCUUCCACGCAAAACCAGUCGACCAAAUCCAACACCAUAGAACACACGAAUACUCCAACAAUCGCAAAGCCUAGCACAUAA
This is a messenger RNA of Annulohypoxylon maeteangense, 3105 nucleotides long. RefSeq lists its product as uncharacterized. NCBI's taxonomy places the organism in Eukaryota, Fungi, Ascomycota, Sordariomycetes, Xylariales, Hypoxylaceae. Bases 1 to 3105 code for a protein of 1034 amino acids. The transcript is spliced from 3 exons. The record is from RefSeq and is a predicted model, not a curated record.